CGUGAAGAGCUAGAGAACAAGCUUGAAGCAAAAGACAAAAGCAUUCAGAAAAGAAUACCACGUUCGGUACCAAAAGGAAAGGAAAAGAACUAUAAGUAUAUGAUUUAUACUGAAGAGAUGGAAAAUGAAGAAGAUAAAGAUAUGGUUAUGUUGCAUUUAGUCAGAAGAAACAACAAAAGCUUUUACGACCUUGCUAAGAUUUACAAAUCUGACAGAAAUUGGUUCUAUCGCGAAAACUUACCGAUUUCAAUGACACCGAAUGAAGAUGUGAAACAAAUAGUUCAAGAUACGUUACCUCAAACACACUAUGAUAUUAAAGGUUGUACAAUACUUACCUUCAAAGAAGAUUUGCCAUUGUUAAAGGAAAAAAUAACAGAGUAUUUUGACAACUUCAAACAAGUAGAGUAA
Messenger RNA from Trichomonas vaginalis G3, 408 nucleotides. RefSeq lists its product as uncharacterized. The annotation marks the transcript as partial. The transcript has a single exon. NCBI's taxonomy places the organism in Eukaryota, Parabasalia, Trichomonadida, Trichomonadidae. The record is from RefSeq and is a predicted model, not a curated record.